ACUGCCGCCGACCCACCCAGCCAGACAGUCAACUAUACAAGUCAUGCCCGUUUAUUCCCCGACAGGGCAAACUCCACAAUCUUAUAUUCACACGAUCUAGAAGGCCAUCUUAUUGCACUUCCUUACAGUAAAGUCCGUUCCUCCCUAGCUUUCGCGAAAAACAGCUAUGAGGUGUUCAUGGUUUUUGCAUCACCCUUUUUAUAUUUACCACGACGCCAGAGGAUAGGUUGCGGAUAAAUACUCUGUGUAAAUGACUUGCUUACAUAUCAGGGGUCUUAUGCUUUGACAUAUUACUCACUAUACAUUUCAUUGCGCCUGCGCAGUUUAACCUUGUCAUAGAUCGUGAUGAGCACGAGGAGACGUCAAAAGUUCAGCCGGACACUAAAGGGGCCCUUUGGACCUACCUGAUGAUAUGGCGAUUACUUAUUAAUCCCUUUAAACAAAAAUACACGUAAGAAGGGUACAAACAGUAUCAAUAGUAGUACGUACGGGUAUUUGGCUGCCCUGGUGUCAUAUACUAGUCGUUCUACUAGGCUAUACUCGUCCACGGUAGAUCCUAGCCAUGUCUAGCUUCUCCGUUGUCCAGAUUGUUGUCUUGUUCUCGGUUGUGGCGGGGAUGUCCGCCUCAGACCACGGUCCUAUCUUCCACACAAAGUACGGAGACGUGCGGGGCGUGUACAUAAAGGAAGGCGCCUUCGUCCUCGGCCUACCCUUCGGACAACCUCCGUUUGGCGAGCUCCGCUGGAAACCUCCCAAACCGUUUACGGGAUCGUGGGCACCUCACAUCCGCGACGGCAGCGUCCCGGGCCCGGCAUGUCCGCAGGUCGGCUGCGGCCCCGACGAUGAAAAGCCCCUAUUCCACUGCUGUCCUCGAGACAAGAAACUCAGUGAAGACUGUCUGUAUCUCAACAUUUUUGUUCCACACACUGUCCUAACGAACUCUACCGUUAAACUACCCGUGUUGUUCUGGAUUCAUGGCGGUACUUACGAUUCAGGUACCGCUUCUGCCCUCUUUUUCGACGGUCGCUUUCUGUCCAAUAAAACAAACACUGUUGUCGUUACAACCAACUAUAGACUGGGGGCUCUGGGUUUCCUGGUGGCCGGCGAGGGGGAAGACGCCCCGACAGGGAACUACGGAACAAUGGAUCAGAUCCAGGCUUUAAAGUGGGUACAGGAAAACAUCGGUGAUUUCGGAGGAGACAAAAACCACGUCACUAUUUUCGGACAGAGUGCAGGGUCCGAUUCAGUCGGCAUUCACAUGACGUACAACGGUUCUGCCGACUUGUUCGAAAAGGGCAUCAUGUCGAGCGUACCUUUCACCAUCUAUCACAAGUCUCGCGCCGACGCCGUGCGACUCGGAAACCGCUUCGCCGAUCUGCUGAACUGCUCGGCCGGCGACGUCAAGUGUAUCCGUUCCAAAACCACAGACGAACUUGUACGUGCUCAAGGUAUGAUAGGCAUCUUCAUCGCCAACCCGCUUCGUCUUUUUGAGGCGUUUGAGCAAUGGGGACCCCACUUUGACGGCGAUAUUCUAACCGAAGAACUUGUGGAUAAGUUUGCAAAAAGACAGUUUCAGAAGAAACCGUUUAUCAUAGGUACAGUAAGUGAAGAAGCUACUCCAUACAUAUAUGGAGCGUUCGGAAAAACGUCUAAACUUGAACUGGACGGCAUUGCUGUAGCCUUUAUGCAUUUGAAGGCAGGCCAGGUCCUUCGUGAAUAUAACCCGCCACCGUCCUCAGACUAUCGGCCUUUCUUAUCCGUGAUUGUGACUGACUGGGUCUGGGCCUGUCCAACCCGCAACGUCAUACGGAACGCCAUCGCCGGUGGGGAAUCCGACGUCUGGCUCUACGUCUUCGACCACGUUUUGUCUAUCAAGCAAGCCUGGGGCAACUCUACAUGUAUUAGCCACGUCUGUCAUGGCUCGGACGUUCCGAUUGUCUUUCAAACCGCACCGCUGGGAAACUUCAGCCUGACCGCCGACGAACAGGUCCUGGGCAACACCAUCGCGUACCACUACGGCAACUUCGCGCACACAGGAGAUCCAAACAAACCUAACGAACAUCUCCCCCGUCCCAACCUCAACAUACCAGAUAACUUGAACUGGCCAAAGUACAGCAAGGACAACCAGUUUCCUAUCCUGAACAUGACGACUCCACACAACACACUGAUGCACGAUUAUCGGAAGGACAAGUGCGACUUUUGGGACAGAGAAGACAUUUACACCUGAGGAAAUUGAGCGUUGUUUUUCAGCACGUAU
Molecule: messenger RNA, 2257 nt
Organism: Branchiostoma floridae (Florida lancelet)
Lineage: Eukaryota; Metazoa; Chordata; Leptocardii; Amphioxiformes; Branchiostomatidae
Product: cAMP-regulated D2 protein-like
Exons: 1
Coding region: 563-2227 (554 amino acids)
Molecular function (GO): cholinesterase activity
Source: RefSeq, a predicted model, not a curated record